Molecule: messenger RNA, 1785 nt
Organism: Dovyalis caffra
Lineage: Eukaryota; Viridiplantae; Streptophyta; Magnoliopsida; Malpighiales; Salicaceae
Source: the annotation of a GenBank genome assembly
AUGGAAAGAAGUGAACCCUCUUUAGUACCAGAAUGGUUGAGAAGUACAGGCAGUGUAUCUGGGGCUGGCAGUUCAGCCCACCACUCUGCAUCAUCUUCUUCUCCCUCAGAUGUCUCUUCAUUGGCCAAUCACACGAGAAAUAGGAGUUUUAAGGUCAUAAAUGAUUUUGAUUCCCCUCGCUCCACUUUUCUGGACCGGACAUCUUCAUCUAAUUCGCGUAGAAGUUCUAGCAAUGGGUCUGCAAAGCAUCCUUACAGUAGUUUUAGUAGAAGUCACCGCGAUAAAGAGCGAGAAAGGGACAAAGAGAGGUCAAGCUUUGGGGAUCAUUGGGACAGGGACUCUUCCGAUCCCUUGGGAGGCAUAUUAACCAGUAGGACUGAGAAGGACACCUUGCGGCGUUCCUAUUCAAUGGUAUCGAGGAAACAAGGCGAGCCAAUGCCGCGCAGAGUUGCCUCGGACUUAAAAAAUGGGAGUAGCAGCAAUCACACCAAUGGCAAUGGUUUGAUUUCUGGGGGAAGUUUUGGUAGUAGCAGUCAGAAGGCAGUGUUUGAAAAAGAUUUUCCCUCACUUGGAAGUGAAGAUAGGCAAGGAGUGCCUGAUAUAGCAAGAGUUUCAUCUCCUGGUUUAAGCUCAAGUGUUCAGAGCUUGCCUGUUGGUAGUGCUGCUUUGAUCGGUGGAGAGGGAUGGACAUCAGCUCUGGCAGAGGUGCCCACUAUUAUUGGAAACAGCAGUACAAGUUCUUCAUCUGCUGCACAGACUGUUGGUGCUUCUUCAUCUGGGACUUCAAGUGGAAUGGCUGGUCUCAAUAUGGCUGAAGCAUUGACUCAGGCUCCAUCAAGAACGCGCACUGCACCACAGUUGUUUGUCCAGACGCAGAGGCUUGAGGAGUUGGCUAUUAAGCAAUCAAGGCAAUUAAUACCUGUGACUCCCUCAAUGCCUAAGAAUUUAGUUCUCAGUUCAUCUGAUAAAUCAAAGCCUAAAACAGGAAUCAGACCUGGUGAAAUGAAUAUGGCUGCAAAGAGCUCACAACAGCAGUCGUCUUCAUUGCACCCUUCUAAUCAAUCUUCUGUAGGGGUACAUGUCAAAUGUGAUACACCAAAGACGUCUCAUGGGAAGCUAUUGGUUCUCAAACCAGGUUGGGAAAAUGGUGUCUCCUCUUCUCCAAAGGAUGUUGCUAGUCCAACAAAUACUUCCAGCAGAACCGCAAAUAGCCAACUUGCUGCUCCUUCAGUUCCAUCUGCACCUCUGAAGAGUCCAAAUAACCCAAAGCUUUCUUCAGGGGAGCGCAAGCCAACUAGCUUGAAUUUAAAUUCAGGAUUUGGUGGGGAAAAGAGAACCCAGAGCAGGCAUGAUUUCUUUAAUGACCUGAAGAAGAAAACUGCUAUGAACACUUCUUCGGUUGCAGAUUCAACAUCUGUUGUUUUGUCUCCCACCAGUGAGAAAUCUUGUGAAGUAAACAAAGAAGUUGUCAGUGCUCCUGCAAGUCCUCAGGCUAUUCAGAAUGGUGCUGAACUGACUAGCAAUGGUGGGACCUUAGAAGAGUUUCAAAGAUUUUCUGAGGAAGAGGCUGCGUUCCUUCGUUCUCUUGGCUGGGAGGAAAAUGCAGGGGAGGAUGAAGGACUCACAGAGGAAGAGAUUAAUGCCUUCUAUGAGGAGUAUUUUACCAAGAAGCAAUCUCUGAAAGUGUGCCGAGGUAUGCAGGAAAAGCUGAACGAAUGUCAUGCUGCGACUUCUGGUGGAGCUUCCUUUACAUUAAGCUCUUCUGAGUCUGGAUCAGAUGCCUAA